Molecule: messenger RNA, 1614 nt
Organism: Nylanderia fulva
Lineage: Eukaryota; Metazoa; Arthropoda; Insecta; Hymenoptera; Formicidae
Source: RefSeq, a predicted model, not a curated record
CUUGCGUUUGAGACAUCGAUGUGAAGUGUGGAAGAAAGUCACGUUCGCCGAAAUUUUCAAAGUGAAAUCAAGACUGAUAGAAUCGUCUCGCAUAUGUGAAUUUUUUCAACAUCGCUAUAAAAUUCUCCUGCAAACCAGCGGCUUCAUAUUUCGAAGAAAAGUGUGUCUUCCUCUUCUUUUCAAAAUGACGCCUACAUUCUGCUGGGUGUUCCUGCUGGCGUGCCUGGUGGGCCGCGCCGCGAGCAUGCCGCAGCCUCUCGUGGUGGACGCCUGCGCCCUGAUCUGCAACCCCGGAGCGGAGACCGAGUCCGAACGCGAGCGGGAUCCAUCCCUGUAUCCCCGAUAUCCGAAGGUGGACUGUAGCCGUCAGUCCGACAAGGAUGAGAGCCAGGCGUGGGUUAUCACCAGCAACUGCUUGAAACUGUGCAAUGUGGAGUUGUCGGUUCAACUGGAGGUUAAUUGUUUCGCUCUGAGAUCGUCGCUCGGAGCGAACCUGGGUUGCUACUGUGAGGCUCUGACACCCCUGAGCCCGAACACGAUCCGCCUCAACGAGGAUUGGAAAAUGAACUUCUUGGUGAAGGAACUGUCGAACGACCUCCUCAGCAUCGUCACUGACUCGCCUCUCGAUGAGCUGAUCAUAUGCGAUAUUCACAAAGAAUUGUUGAACAAUACUAAGCUGGCGACAAAUAAAUUUAGCAAUUGUUAUCCCAAGGACGAACCUGUUAACGAGAAAAUAAUAGAGACAAAAGAAGAUAAAAAAGAAGAUGGAGGAGAAAACAAACAACAAGAUAAAAAACAAGAAGAAUCGGAACAUCACAUUAGUGGAAAACCCGAUAUAUUUAGACCUGAUGGAUCACCAGGAUCAGUGGAUGAUUCAAAACACAAAAUGGUAAGACGAUCGACAUCAAGACCCGACUCAAGACCAAUAGAUGAGGUCGUAACAUCUCGUGACGAUGAGGAUGAAGAGGAGGAACAAGAAAGAGAAAAGAAAGUAGAAGUAGAAGUAGAGGCAGAAGAAGAGAAAAAACCGCAAGGUCCCACGGAAAAAGAAGAGGUUAAGAUGCCUCUUCCCGUAAACGGAAAUCCAGCGCCGGAAGAAGCAACCGAAUGCGAAUUAUGCUUGUCUAAGUGUGAGCGUCCCGAUUAUAAAGGCGUAUGCGACUGUAAGAACAUCAAGGAAACGUGUGCCAAAUACAUAAAACAGCAAGUAAGUUGAAUUUGCACAGCUUGCGUAGAUUAAUCGGUUCAUGAUGACUCGUUACGUUAAAACCAAUUCUAGCCGUAAUCGGGAAGACUCGUCAGAAAGAGAUGAUCAUUUAAAGCAUGUACAAUAAUAUUCUUUUUGUUACUUGAAUUGAGUCUAUCUAAUUUCGUGAUUCUUCGUUUAUAAAUAAUUUUCAUAGGUUUCAUAAAUUAAAAAAAUUAUUAUUUAGUAAAAUUGUAUGAUUGUGUGAUUUUAGGAUUUGCUUAAUUUGUUAUUAAAUGUUAACAACGUUUUAUUCUAUAGCAUUAUAUAAUAAUAAUUACAGAGCGUCAAAUAUAUUGGUGAUUAUUUCGUUUUCGUCAAAAAGAAAAAAAAGGAAAGAAAUUUGCUAUUUAUAUACAUAUUUUUAU